GCAAUGGAGCGUGUAUUGUGUGGUGUCUAUAUAAGACAGUCUAUGCCGUCUCAUCGAGAAUGUUCUGACGCAAGGGAGCCGACAUGUUUCAUCACGUGAUCAGUCCCCCGCCCGAACCUGUAGACGUCUGCUGUGAAAUGAAAAUCAAGAUGGAGGACUGCGAUACUAAAGAACCAGAGCAGCUCAGGAAGCUGUUUAUUGGCGGCCUGAGCUUUGAAACAACAGAGGAGAGUUUACGGGCCCAUUUUGAGCAAUGGGGUACACUGACAGACUGUGUGGUGAUGAGAGAGCCGGGCAGCAAGCGGUCAAGAGGUUUUGGGUUUGUGACCUAUUCUUCAGUGUUUGAGGUUGACGACGCCAUGAAAGCACGGCCUCAUAAAGUUGACGACCGAGUUGUUGAACCCAAGAGGGCAGUGUCCAGAGAGGACUCCAACAAACCAGGCGCUCACAUGACAGUGAAGAAGAUCUUUGUGGGCGGCAUCAAGGAGGACACAGAAGAGUACCACAUUCAGGACUAUUUCCAGAAAUACGGGAAGAUCGAAUGCAUUGACAUCAUGGAAGAGCGCUCCACGGGCAAGAAGAGAGGGUUCUGCUUUGUCACAUUUGAUGAUCAUGACGUUGUGGACAAAAUUGUUGCUCAGAAAUACCACACUAUCAACUUGCACAAUUGUGAAGUCAGGAAAGCCCUCUCUAAGCAAGAAAUGAACGUGAUGUCCAAUAACAGGGGAAGGAGUGGAGGUUCUGGUAACUUCAUGGGCAGAAGUAAUAAUUUUGGAGGCGGUGGCAACUAUGGUCGAGGUAACUAUGGUGGAGGACGAGGGGGUUAUGAUGAUUAUGAUGGUCCUGGUGGAAGUUAUGGUGGUGGACCAGGAGGUUACGGAGGUCGAUCAAACUACGGAGGCGGGAGCCCUGGCUACGGCAAUCAAGGUGGUGGAUUUGGUGGUGGCUGCGAUGGAGGGUACAGAGGAAAUAGCGGAGGUUAUGGAGGGGGUGGAAAUUACAAUGACUUUGGAAACUACGGAGGUGGUCAGUCCAACUACGGGCCCAUGAAGGGAAACAAUUUCGGGGGCAGAAACUCAGGUGGACCCUAUGGAGGCGGCUACGGCUCUGGCGGAAGUGGCGGUGGCGGAUAUGGCUCACGUCGCUAUUAAAUAUCAUGUCGAUGUGGAAAGAGGCAAUCUUGCUGAAAAUCUGUAAAGGCACGAUAACAUGGAAGGGUCUGGAUGGGUAAGACUUUUUUUUUUCCAAAUAUUAUCCAAGGUUGAACAUGUUUUGUAACUGCACUUGGUGACAAGUACAACCUGAAAAUGUUUUACUCGCAGUUAUGUAUGCUAGACUAUUUCUGAUAUUGUUCAGAUACACGUGGUCCUCAGGUUACGGUGUACCGACUUUUGUUUCAUGGUUACAUCCAUGAAUCGAGACUUGCUGGAGAACUAGUUACAGCAUAAGAAUAGACUAUGCCACUCAUGCACAACUCCACUACGCUUAAGUAGGCAUGGGCUCUUUACCAGUUUCAAGGUACUAUACCGUGGUAUGAAAUAGUCAUGGUUUCAAAACUGAUAAAAUAGUCACAUGGAGGCCCUGCACGGUCACUGUGGAAAUACUAAAUGUCAUGCCGUUAGUCCUCUCAUUUGGAACGGGGCUUUGAUGUGCUGAAAUCACGAGCAUGAGAUGUGUUGCCGAAAGUCUGCAACAUAACCGUCGUGGCGUUUCAACGUUAGCAUCACAAACGGCGCCAGUGUGGAUAUGACCUUGUGGAGUUUUGCGUCCCGAAGCGUGUGGAUUUAGUGUGUAUUUCACAUGGCUUUGCAGCUAUCCAACUAACAUAACAGUACGUUUUUAGCAUGUUAACGUAAACAUCAUAACCUAAUCGCCGCAAAUGUCAUUUAAUCGCGUGUAUUGACACUACACGUUGCAAGUUAAAAUGACAAAUACUCUAAUGUAGCAAUAAGUGAAAACAUUGUACUCACGUGAAAGAUUCCUUCACAGGGAAACAUAUUUAAAAGACUUACACCAUUCACAACACGUUUCUUUGUAUAUGCAGGCAAAGUAGGGAGGUGGUAUAAACCGGUUUACCUUCCACUGAACCAACAACAGUUGCGAGUAAAACAAUUACCCCACCUGGAAACUGAAGUCAAAACUUGUCUUGUGACAGGAGUCAAAGGAUUAGCCACCGUAGACUGUUUGAAGAACUGCAUUUUAUUUGCUGUAGAGUAAAAAAAAGUCCUUUUUUUUUUGGAAAAUUUGUUCGAGGAAAAUUUUGUAAUAUGGUGGUAAAGGCAUAAUAUUAUGGGCGAGGAAAUAUCUUAGUAAUAUAAUAUUUAAGGUUGAAAUGGGUGGAACAUAUUAAAAAAAACUAAACAAAUUCUGCAAAAACAAUAACCUAUACAGUAAACAAAAUGUGGAAUUGCAGUAAACAUUUAACCAUUUUUAUGCAAAAAAAACAAUUAAAUUAAAUAUGCAUAUUUUUGGACUAAUACGCCAUUCAACUACGAACUGGCAUGAUUUACUAAUAUUUUUGAAAAGCCGUGAUGUGUGCAAAAUGGCAAGGGAUUACUGUAUUUUGCACAAUUCUGAAGCUUCUUGGUAGCGUCAACCUUCUGAUCAACUGUAAGGAUGUUUGGUCAUGCAACUGUCAACUUUUAAAGGAUUCUAAAAAUAGCUGUACUUUAUCUCUUGAGGACAGAUUCAUUUCCAGCUUUAAACAAAAAUACCAGUUGGCCAGGUUAUGCAGCAUGUUAAACCUUAGUGUAGGUAGUUUAUCUUCUGAAAGGUAACUAUUAACAUAACCUUUUCAAAGAAGGCGACGUGACUCAGUAGUUACUGUUAAUAGCUGGCCCUGUUAACAUAAAGGCACUAAUUAGCUCACUUUCUUAUGAGACCAGCAGCUGUCAGACCAGGACAAUACAGGCAAACCGUUUUUUAUUAAAAAUGCUUUUAAUAAAUUAAGUAUUCUAACCAAAUACGGCGUGGUCGGUCGAGUCAACUUUAAAAAAAAAAAAAAAAAAUGUAAAUCUGUCAUUUCAGUUAUGAGGUCUAAUUGCAUUUAACAGACAUUUUAACAGACAUACAAAAACGGCCACUUUGAUUGGCGCCGCUUCAUUCAGCCUCGGCACAAGAUAAACAAUGACUCGUCAAAACGCCACCGUUGGCGCUGUCCAUUUACGGUAAUGUUGCUGUAUUCAAAGAAGAUUGGAUGAAAUCCCGAGACAUUUCAUAGUCUUGCUUCCAAUACUGGACAAAGUGGUACUGACAUUAGUUCCUCAGAGUUUAUGGGAACCAUGCAUUUAUUAUAUGGAUAUAUUUGACGUCAUUCACGCAUUUCCAGUUGUCGUAUGUUGCGUACUUGAGUGAAAUUGUAACGAAAAUGUAGGCUACUGCAGUUCACCUUUUGUGUGCCACACCCAAUGGCACAGAAUAACACCCAAAUGUAUUCACGCCCAAGCUUGAACCGCCGCUUUCAUCUGCUACCUUCAUUAUGUCCGACGUGGAAGGUCAGAUUUCAUAGCCGUUUGACGGCCUUGUUUUCACCUGUUUCAUGUCUUUUAUUCAACACCCCACGCAAAUCAUUUCAGCGGCAUGCGUCGUACUUGUCUUUUAAUCUGCCUAAUAGACAGACAGAGUUUGUACGUGGCGGUGUUGACACACAGAAAUCUAAAGAGCCAAAACAACCCAGCAAUUAGACAUUACAUAAACCGCAUCAAGGUGCGGCUCAAACGUUUACUUUGCAAUAUGUCAAGUAUGAUGUGGCCUGGAAUAAAGAAGAAUUUUCCAAUCAUUAAGUCUUAUUACUGCUUGUAAAGUCAAUAACAGAUAUUUUCUUUGUUUUCAAAAGUAUUUUUAUUUUUUUCAUUUUCAUUAUCAGUGUCUUAUUUGGUCACAGACGCGCGCACACGCAGAAUGUGGGCUUGGCGGGUAAAGGUAAUGUUUGUGUGUGAAAGUGCAUGUAGGGCAAAUAGUCAUUGUGCAAAAGCUUUGCUUUUAAGAACGCCACCCCACGGUGGAGGCCAUUGUGGGGUUUGUCAUGCGGGUUCACAUUGGGCAUUCUUCUAUACUGCCUGUCAACAAUUGUGGCUUUUGUUGUGCAACACAACACGCAGCAUGUGUGACUUCAGUGACGUGUAUUAAAAGAUUUAGGUUACUGUACAAACAGUGCUGCUAAUUACGGCAAGCUGAUUGGGUGAAAUGGUUUAAAGCCGAUAAAGGUGUGGGUUUUUUUUAUAUACAUACAUAUUGCGACACAAAGUUCCAUUAAGACCAAGACUAAGUUGAACAUGUGGUAGCUUAUGUAAUAGUACUUUUUACACCAGGGGUGUCCAAAGUAUGGCCAUGUUGUUUUAAUAGCCCGUGGCACAUUCCAAAAAUAUUAACCGCAAAAUGGACAAAUCUGCAGUAACUCUACAAGAAUGAAGUAAAAAUAUUAAGAGGAAAAAAAGUAAUUGUACAAGAAUAAUGUAAUGCUGUAUGUUUUGAGGAAAACACAUUUUAGUAGUAUUAAAGUGAUUUUUAGAAAAUUAUGAUGGGGCAAAAGCUAUAUGGGAAUAUAGUAAAGAGUUCACUCAUUAUGACUUUUAGCCUGCAAUUGACUGACCACCAGUCCAGGAUGUACCCCCCUUCCUCUCGAGCAUGCUCCAGCUUAUACCCCCUCAACCCUGGUGAGGAUGAACGACAGCAAAAAUUAAAGAUGAAUAUUUGAGGUAAUAUUUAAUGUGAUUUUUGUUUAAGCUAAAUGUGUGUGGAGGUGUGAUGUUACGAAAAUAAAGAACCCGGGGAGCCAAAACUGAAGUUCAUACUGAUGCUCCUCCCCGCCUCCAUUACAUGGCAUCACUGGAAAAACUUUAGACACCCCAUCUUGAGUGUACUUGAGUGUACUGUGUAUACAUAUGGCAUCCAUCUGUUUCAGGUCCUACACAGGUGGGCUGUAAAGCUUUAGGAAGGGUUUAUUGAAAAGCACAAAGAACCUGCGCAGCAAAUCAUAGGGUCUAGUUAUAAAACAAAUAUCUAUACAGUAUAUUUACACUUACAGUAACAUUUGCAUUCAUCUCAAAUGUAUGUAAUGGCUAUGUACAGAGAAUGGGGUAUAGCAUAUGAAGAGUACAAAAGAGAUAAAAAUAUUACAACAGGAAGAAGAAAGAAACUAUACAAUAGUUCUAGUGCUGCGUAAAGCUGAGGAAGUUAUUGCAUAGUGCUUCUACAUGAACGCAGUACCGCGCCACCGAAAGGUCUGAAGACGUGGUCUUAGCUCUUGAUAAAAGUCUUUUUAGUGCGAGGGACGAGGAAGACGCUGCCUUCGGAGGACUGCUGCAGCGAGAAGUCUGACGGGGAGAUGGCGUUGCCGGACUCGUCUCGCAGCAUGCCGAACACCUCCAGGUAGAGGCUGUUCAGCUGCCUCUUCAUUUCUCGGAGGCCGCUCAUGUUGCGUAGCUUCUCGCUCAGCAGGCGCUCCUUCUCCUCCUUGAGCGAGUCAAGGUCGUGCUCCAGCCCCACGAUGUUCUCCAUUUUGCGUUUGCGGCAGUUUUGGGCCGCCACUUUGUUCUUGCCGCGGCGGCGGAUGUCUCUGACCAGAGCCAGCUGGGCUUCGUUCAGCUGGUUCUUGGACAUCAGCUCGUUGAAGUCGUCGACAGGAAGGUUUGUGAUCAUGUCGACGGUGAAGGGGAUCUUGAGGGCCUUGGCCCUCUGCUCGUCUCUGGAGAGACGCACAUCUGAGCUUCUCUUGCGCUUGUCUUUGGUGAAAGGGGCGGAGCUGUGGCCGCUCUCCUCGGCCGGCUCCAUCUUCUCCAGUUUGGGGAGCUUGACCUUUUGGCUCUGAGGCUGGCCCACUAACAUGGACAGAGGCACGACAUGCUGAACGUCGUCAGGUUGGAAAUUCAAGGAGAACAUCUCAGAGUAGUCGGAUUCUGCACUGCCGGGGUUCUGGUCCAUGUCUUCCAGGUCUGAAUCACUGUAACCAAAGCCCUCAUCUCCAUAAAGAGAUUUCCCAGGUGAGAAAGUGCGAGGACUCGUACUUGAAGACAAUCCAGAGUCCACAUCCGGCACUUCUGAAGACGUGUGUCUGCCUCGUUCAAAUGUGUCGCCAGGGGACAGGCUGUACAGGUUUUGGACAUCAGACAUGAUGUUGCACUCCUCUCUCUCCACAUCUGGCUGACCGGCGCUCUCCUCCAACAUGGCGGCGGGGUAAAAACUACUGCCAAAACUAUUUAGGCUGAAAUUGGUGUUCAACGGGGGAGCUUCUGCCUUGAUUUGGCUCAGGUUGUCCGGUGGCGGCACGGUGGGAACUGAGCCAUCAAAUGUGUGAAUAAAAUCAUUUAAAGUGUUUUUUUCCUUGUCGGCAAGACUGGGCAUUGGGUAAAAGGUGUAGUUUGGCUCCUGUGCUUCGGCCACUGGAUAGCUUGCAAUCUCCAGCGUGUCCUCCAUUUGCUGGCUCAGACACUGCUGGGGGGUGGGAAAAAGAUGGGAUCAAAACACAUUUUAUUAAAUUUGGUAAAGAGAGAAAAAAUUAUUUAUUGCACAGUUCACAAAAAAUAUUAAAUAUUGUCCAUGUUUUGUUUUUUAUUAAUUUUUAAUAUUUUUUCCAUGUGAAUAAAACGUACAUUAUUUUUCAUAACUUAACAUUGUACCUAUCUUGGAGUCGGCGGCAGGAUUAGAUGUAGGAUGUAGAUUUUUGCAGACAUAAAAUGAUUCUUUGUAUUGCACAGUGCAUGAUGUAUAUUUAUUUUGAAACAAAUUCCUAUUUUUUCCCUCUGAAAAUAGGCAAUUUUUUUCCAUAGACAAAACAUUUAAUUCACCAUAAGUUGGUCAUUUAUAAAAAUGUGAUAAUACAGGAUACUAACUGGAUACUAAGUGGGCCCUGAACACACCACAGCUGUGUGCUGAGACUAACUGAAGCUUGGUUGGUCAAUCUAUAUACAACUAUACUAUAUAGCUACUACUACUACUACUAUAUACUUAAAAUGUGUUUUUCGGGCUUAAACCUGUAUUGUGUUAUGGGUGAGGGUUAUGGAGCCAACAGUGAUUUUGUUGAAAAUGCUGAUCCCAAAUUGUAGGAGAAUGUCAACAUCAAGCAAGUGUCAAAAAUAGGCAUUUCUAUGGGCCUAUCAGUUACUUGGGAGCUUUUUUUUGCCAUUCGCAUUUCUUGUUUUUGUUUUUUUUUUUUUUUUUAAAAAGGUGGGUCAAGUUAUCAUCUUUUAAGCAGCAGCAAAGGGUAAACGAGGCUGUCGGCACAAGUGACUGAUCUGCAAACAACCUGGCAAAGCCUCACCCAUUACCUCGAGCUGUUAUCCCGCACUUUGGUAAUUUCUUACAAAAAAGAAACGGUUAAAGAUUGCCACACUACUGUUGCACUGCCAAUAUCAAGCUAGAAAUAUGCAUGCCAAAAUCUUAUGCAACUGGAGGUAGGUGUGUGUGUGUGUGUGUGUACGUGCGGCCUGUGCACACACACACACGACCCAAGGCCAAAGAUCAUACCUGCAGCUCAGGAAGAGACAGCAGCUCCAUCCAAGCCUGCUCCAUAUCAAGCGACAUCCUCUGCGGCUGGGGUGCAGGAGACAGUGUGAGUGAGGGCAAAGAUGGCUGCUCGGGGGACAUCAUGACGACGCUUCGGCUGCUGCUG
This is a messenger RNA of Doryrhamphus excisus (bluestripe pipefish), 7609 nucleotides long. RefSeq names its product heterogeneous nuclear ribonucleoprotein A3 (gene hnrnpa3). NCBI's taxonomy places the organism in Eukaryota, Metazoa, Chordata, Actinopteri, Syngnathiformes, Syngnathidae. The record is from RefSeq and is a predicted model, not a curated record. Gene Ontology annotation, cellular component: catalytic step 2 spliceosome. Gene Ontology annotation, biological process: mRNA splicing, via spliceosome. Gene Ontology annotation, molecular function: mRNA 3'-UTR binding.